Messenger RNA from Camelina sativa (false flax), 1043 nucleotides. The record is from RefSeq and is a predicted model, not a curated record. NCBI's taxonomy places the organism in Eukaryota, Viridiplantae, Streptophyta, Magnoliopsida, Brassicales, Brassicaceae.
UGAUAUGAUUCUAGAAUGGGCCUCCCCAGUACCGUAGCAGAACCGUGUUUGAGGAUGCCACUCCUGAGAUGGUCAGGGACUUCUUUUGGGAUGAUGAGUUCCGUUCCAAGUGGGAUGAUAUGCUUUUGUAUUCUUCUACUCUCGAGCGUUGCAAGGACACGGGCACUAUGGUUGUGCAAUGGGUGCGGAAGUUCCCCUUCUUUUGUAGCGACAGGGAGUAUAUUAUAGGCCGUCGAAUAUGGGAUGCUGGCCGAGUGUUUUACUGCAUUACCAAGGGAGUACAAUACCCGUCUGUACCAAGACAAAACAAGCCAAGGCGAGUUGAUUUAUACUAUUCAAGCUGGUGCAUCCGUGCAGUUGAAUCGAAAAGAGGUGAUGGUGAGAUGACAUCGUGUGAGGUACUACUAUUUCACCAUGAAGAUAUGGGAAUACCGUGGGAGAUUGCUAAGCUCGGGGUGAGACAGGGGAUGUGGGGUGCGGUGAAGAAAAUUGAACCAGGCUUGCGCGCAUAUCAGAGGGCAAAAGCAGCAGGAGCAGGUUUGUCACCAAGCGCAUCAAUGGCUCAAAUCAACACCAAAGUGAGUGCGGAGGAGUUCAUGAAUGAGAGGGAUUCGAUAGCAGAGGUUACAGGAGAGAAGCCAACGGGGAAAAACAUACCGAAGAUACUGGUGGUGGGAGGGGCGAUUGCGCUUGCAUGUACACUGGACAAAGGGUUGUUGACAAAGGCGGUGAUAUUCGGAGUAGCCAGAAGAUUUGCAAGAAUGGGAAAAAGGAUGUAGGAGAGAGUGUACAUGUAAGUAGAGAGAGAGAGAGAGAGAGCUCAUGAGGGAAUGGGAAAGGUAAAAGGGUAUCUCCUUUGGCCAUUUGAAUAGAGAAAUGCUCUCUCUCUCUAUUAAAAAGUCUUUGUCUUGGUGGAUGUAUCAAUCUUGUUUGUAACAGCAAAGGGAAAAAGAAGCGAGAGUUAUUCUUUCAGUUUUGAAUUUCUGAGAGCGCGUACGGAUAAUUCCACGCUGCGUUAAUAAACGAAACAUAUCAAUCUAUUA